AUGAAAUUCUGUUUGUCUCUCCUCCUUCUGGCGACCUCGGCAUCCGCCCAGCCCGAGAAGAGAAUUGUCGGCGGAUCGACCGCGGCCCUCAAACAGUUUCCAUACCAGGUGUCGGUUCAGACUUCUUCUCAUCGAUGUGGAGGAAGCAUUAUCGACCUGAGCCAUGUUCUUACUGCCGCCCAGUGCGUGGACGGUCUACAGGCGAGCCGUAUCAGGGUCCGAGCUGGCUCAUCGCAGCACAGCUCGGGAGGAAAAUUAGUCAACGUGGCCAAGGUCAUUCAGCAUCCUGAUUUCGAUAACGAGACCCUCAAAAAUGAUAUCGCUGUUCUUGUAUUGCAGCACAAUCUCGAAUUUGGAGCAAGUGUAUCUGCUGUCAAACUUCCUUCUUCAGAAGUCGAUACCCCUGCCAUAGGAGCAAAAUGCUCUAUAACCGGCUGGGGAACUACUAGCUAUGGUGGGAAUAUCUAUCCCACCAACCUUCUUGUCUCUUACCUCAAUAUUGUUGAUCAUGAGGUUUGUGCCAAGGACUAUUCAGCCCGUCGCAAUAUCGAUGAUUCAAUGAUUUGUGCCGGCGUCUCUGCAGGGGGGAAGGGCGCUUGUGACGGUGACACUGGUGGCCCGCUUGUUGAAGAAAGUUCGACAAAGCAAGUUGGGAUUUUUUCUCGGAGUCAUGGAUGCGGACAAGCCGCAUACCCUGGCAUCUAUACAAGCACCGCAGCUCACUCGGCGUGGAUCCGGGAGGCUAUAUCACCAUAG
Penicillium egyptiacum is the source of this 756-nucleotide messenger RNA. NCBI's taxonomy places the organism in Eukaryota, Fungi, Ascomycota, Eurotiomycetes, Eurotiales, Aspergillaceae. The record is from the annotation of a GenBank genome assembly.